GUUGAAACCUCAGGCCGUGGACCCAAAAACUCCGAUCGGCUUUGAUUAAUUCUCUUGUUGUUCUCCGGCCACCUCAUCGCUUCAUCGCUUCUCCCUUCUCGACUCGCUUCUUCCUUUCCUUCUCUUCCAUUACUUUGCUUUUCCUUCUCCGUGUUGGGUUUUGUUUCGAGGACUCUCGCCCUCUUAUUAGGUUAGACCCAUUGGUUGAUUACUUGAGCUGUCCAACCUUAUCGUCAUCCCUCAAUUCGCCGAUCAACCUCGACAGGAUCCCCCAGAAAAACAACAGCAAGAGAGAGAAGCAACAGAUAUGUGUGGUCGCCGUAUCCUCGUCAGGUGGAACGGAAUUUGAAAUAGUCGUUCUGUGUGUGUUCUGAUUGUCGGCGCAUUCUGCGGAGAAGCCCCUCUGUUACGACCUCCCGCGGGCGUCCCUCGCAAGUGUCGAUCGAUCCAUCCUCCUCGCUUUCCCCUUCCUGUCGCAUUCCUUCUCCGACAAUGCUCACCCCUCGAAAAGCCCUCUUUGCGGCGCUUGUACUCAUCGCCUUCGUCGUCUAUCUACGGUCGUCGCACUCCACCUCCUCCGUCCCGUCAUCGGCCCAGGUCCAGGUACCCGAUGACGCCGCCUCCGAUCACAGCCGAGAUAAACCGGGGGACCAGACUCAAGGACAGAAGAAGGGUACCCUCCAGAAACCCCUCGCUCCGCUGCCGAGCGCCCCUCUGCGCGACCGCCUCCGCUACCAUUUCCCAUACGACCUGGACGGUAAAUUCCCCGCGUAUAUCUGGCAGACGUGGAAAUACACACCCGCGUCGCUGUGGUUCGGGGAGGAACUGCGGGACCCCGAGGCCAGCUGGACCGAAAUGAACCCGGAUUUCGUCCACCAGGUGGUCCCCGACGACACCCAGCACUACCUGAUCAAGUAUCUGUAUGGAUCGGUGCCCGAGAUCUUCGAGGCCUUUGAGUCGCUGCCCCUGCCCGUCCUCAAGGCCGACUUCUUCCGGUACCUGAUCCUCCUCGCGCGCGGCGGCAUCUACAGCGAUAUCGACACGACGGCAUUGAAGCCCGCCGCCGACUGGCUGCCCGAAGCUCUCGAUCUGCGGUCCAUCAGCAUGGUCAUUGGCAUCGAGGCGGACCCGGACCGGCCGGACUGGCGGGAUUGGUACUCGCGCCGGAUCCAGUUCUGCCAGUGGACUAUCCAAGCUAAGCCGGGCCAUCCCAUCCUCCGCGACAUCGUGGCCUACAUUACGGAGGAGGCGCUGCGCAUGAAGAAGCAGGGCGUGCUCCAGAAGGGCAAGAUGGACAAGACCAUCGUCGAGUUCACCGGACCGGCUGCCUGGACGGACGCCGUCUUCCGGUUCUUCAACGACCCCGAGUACUUCGACAUCGAGUCGGGGUCCGACAACAUUACCUACGAGGAUUUCACUUACCUCGAGGACUAUCGCAAGGUGGGCGAUGUGGUGGUGUUGCCUAUUACUAGCUUCAGUCCGGGUGUGGGACAGAUGGGAGCGGGGGAUAUUGAGGAUCCGAUGGCGUUUGUGCAGCAUUCUUUUGACGGAACAUGGAAAACCGACCCGUCGCUAUAAUGCCUGAGUGCAUUUUCACAGCACUGUCUUCUCAUUGACCGAGCCCCGUUGACUCGGCGAGUAACAGACUCACGCGGCAGCCCUACGAGAUCUCUGUCGACUUUCGACGGACUGUACGAGGCUUCGGGACUCAACAGAGUAAGAGGGAUAAUAUCCCACACUCGGGUCUACUCUAGAAUAACCACACUCCCCCACAUCCACCACCCUCCAUCAACCGCCAAACCCGAACCAACACACCUCUACACAACUACAACUACAAUUACAACUACGAAUACAACCAUUACCUUCACCCGCCUUUAACCAAACAUCCCAUUCUCAUCAUCCAAAGCAAAACAACAACAGCGCCGCCAAAAAAGACAGACCAAAAAGCCUAAAACAUCAGCUUGAGAACUAAUUAUAUGCUCCGCUUUUUGCCGCAUGGACACGAGAAUGAAUGUACGAUGGGACUUCUUUUCUUUGUUUCAAACUUGAUAUGUGCUCUGCCCACCAGGAGUGGGUGCGCGCAGCCCAAAACAGCACAGCACAGCGCAGCAGCAGCAUAAAAGCAGCAUGUAGCCAGCUAGCCAGCUAGCUAACUGACUGACUGACUGGAUAUUGCCUACCUACCUCCUACCUCUUUACCUAAUGAUCUAUCAUUGAUUUAUCGAUUCACCCAUCUAUUUAAUAUCUUGGAUUCAUGGAUAGGAGGAGUAGUGUUGAAC
Molecule: messenger RNA, 2279 nt
Organism: Aspergillus candidus
Lineage: Eukaryota; Fungi; Ascomycota; Eurotiomycetes; Eurotiales; Aspergillaceae
Product: glycosyltransferase family 32 protein
Exons: 2
Coding region: 493-1578 (361 amino acids)
Biological process (GO): protein N-linked glycosylation
Cellular component (GO): mannan polymerase complex
Molecular function (GO): alpha-1,6-mannosyltransferase activity
Source: RefSeq, a predicted model, not a curated record